Schistosoma bovis is the source of this 4252-nucleotide messenger RNA. Lineage: Eukaryota; Metazoa; Platyhelminthes; Trematoda; Strigeidida; Schistosomatidae. The record is from the annotation of a GenBank genome assembly.
GGCAAUAAAAAUACAUGCGAGAAAUGUGAUUGCUCAGAUGGAGAACCUAUAAUCUUACGAAAGCUGGAUAUAGAUUGUUUUAGCACCAAAGUUAGUAUAAAUUCUCUUUUCAAUGCUAAGAAGAACAUUUUUGUUUGUCUUAUGUUUUUGGUAAUCUAUAACAAAAAUGUGCAUGUAUCCUGUGUAGGUUACACGUACUUAUAUUUAUAGUGUGCUCUCUUGACUCCUUACGCAAAUUUUUUUACAAACCAAUUAUUGUAUAAGUGCAAGAUACUCCCCUAGGUCGCAAACUAAUAUGCGUAGUUUCUGUCGUUUGUAUUGUACGGAAUUGCGUAAAAAUACUUCUCCGUGGAGACGUAAAUAUUUUUGCGACAUUUAUGUUUCAGUAGACACAUGUUCAAAUUCUUUCGGUUUCAAAAAUAUGCUUUUGAUGGACAUAGUAGAAAUUAUGUGGUACUUUGUGACAGUCACUGUCCAAUCAAUAAGAUUGAAAGGCAGCAGAGAUAUGAUCUUGAUAGUCAAGGCCUACUGUACGCAGUAAAUAUUUUUGAUAAUAUUGGUAAUCUUUCUAAGUGUUAACUAAAGGGUCACAGUUUGUAGAUGAUUUUGUGUGGUAAAUCAAAGGUAAAAGAAUUCAGUACGCUAACAAGUAAUUCCAAAAUCUUUUCAAUCCGCGCUCCAGUAGUCAUGUGUUGGCCAGUAAGAACAAUCGGACGUAUUUAUUUAAAAUUUGGACGAGACAAAUAAUCAUGUUCAAAUAAUCUAUCGAUUAGUACGAACGACAUAUUUUUUAAGCAUUUACAUCAAGAUACCAUCAUGCGUAGUAUUUCAAGAGCAGUAAAAUACCAUUGUUAAAAUUUCGUUUGAAUAGUUCAGUAAGAAAGCGAAACGAUAUGAUCAUUCGAGUACUUUUUGCGCAGUCUGACUGCUCUUUAACUUAUCAAGAUAUCUUAAAUCAGAACCAUCAGUUGGAAAAUUGAGAGACAGGACGGCAACUAGAAGCACAAGGAAAAAGCAAAGCUUAUCACAUUACUUUUAAUAUUGCAAUUAAAGUCAAUAUUGCCAAGAUAUUCUCACUAUUAUAUAUAGUUGAUUUGAGUUUAUUCUUUACAAAUCUUAUGGAGUUUCGAUUUGAUCUAUUUGUUUCAAAUACAUUGCUCCUAUGAACCACGUGUUUUGUUUGGACGUUAUUUUCUGAUUUCCUUAUCCAGAAAAUUGAUGAAAGCUCCCUUAAACUAUGCAUUAUUUAAUAUCUUGAUCAUAUGAGUAACCCUAGGUUCCAUAUUUUGAAAGAUAAUCUUGGUUAACACCUAGUAAUAUCUCACCGUAGUUAUCUUCAUUAUCCUGAAUUAAACUCAUGUCGUAUAUGAAGUGUAAAAUUAAAUCUGGGUCUUCAAUUUUUCCGUGAAGCUAACCACGGCGUUUAUCCCCAGACUUUAAAUAUGGUUUGAUACAUAUACUGAAUCUGGGUUUUACAUUUUUAUUGGAGAGUUUCUGAACAUCUUUUGAUCACUGUUUUUGGAGGAGGAUAAACAGUGAAUCCACCACAGUUACUGAUUUAAGGCUAUAUCAAAUGGCAAGUAAAUAUAUGGUAUUGUUAGCAUCGAAUUGUUACACAUAUCAUUAAAAUUCAAUUGAUAUUAUAGGUACGGAAUGUAUAUAGACAUUUUAAUUAGUAAUGAUAAUUGUUAUUUGUAUGACAGUUUAACUUAUUACAGCGAUAAUUGGUUUGAAAUUGUUAAUUUUCUUUACAACAAAUAAAAACUUAUUUAUAGACUGCUCAUCGAAGGCAGUCAUUGAGCACUGAUGUUUUAGAUAUCCACCGGGAUAAGUUUACUAGUCCUAAACCAUUUUCUCCAAGAACAAUGAAAUCAAAUGUCUCAUCCAAACUUAUCAGUUUGCGAUGUUACAAUCCACCUAAAAGAAUUAUUUGUCGUCAGUCUGAUUCGAAAGUUUCUUUGGAUGUUAAACCUGUAAUGCACUUCAAAAAACAAGUCGGAACCUGUACAACAAAUUCAGAUAUGGAGGCAGUUGACAAUACUAAACAUGAAGAAUCGAAUACAGAUAGAGGAGAAACCACUUUCUCUCAUUUAAACAAGAGAAUAUCUAAUUAUUCUUCUAAACAUAUCCUGCCAUCUUCUCAUCACAGACGUAUUUCACAACGAAAUCGACAAAAUCAAUCGAUGUCUACUGAAUAUAUUGAUGGACUGCAUAAUUUUGGUAAAGUUAAACAGUGGCUAAACACACUACCUGGUAAUAGUACAGUCCAUAAACCAGAGAUUGCUACAUCCGCGCAAUGUGAUGAAGAGAAACUGGAAAAGUCGUUUACAGAGAAAAACGUUUAUACAUAUAAUACAGACAAACAAAUGCUGAAUAAACCAACUGGGAAUGAAGUGUCAAUUGAAAAUUUAAAGAAUGAAGUCAACUAUUUGAAAUUUAUAUCUUCUGUUACGGACGAUGUAUUAACACGUGGUGUUCUUACUGAUAAAAAUGUCAAUACCAUUCUACAUGAACAUGCAACUAUGAAUGAAUAUGGACUGUCAAAAGAUCAAAUCAAAAAUGCAAUUCAACAUAUUAGAACACAAUUAAAUGUAAGGACUGAAGUGACAACUACUACUCCAAUUACUACUGAUAUGAGUCAUUUAUUGUAUUCCAGUUCUUCAGGCUUACUAUUCCAUGAUAAUGAGACGAUGAUAAAUAAUGUUGAAAAUGAAAAGAGUCAUGUACAACAACAACGACAACACCAAAACCAGCCAACUGUCAGUUAUAAGACCGUAUUAGAUAUUAAACCAUUAUGUAGAUCUACUUCAUCAUUAUUGUCGGUACCUUGCAAUCAAAGUCAUCAGCCAAAUAAUCGUUUAUCAAUAACAACAACACCGACAACAACAACAACUUCGAUAACUAUUAGACCAAAUCAAAGCAUUAAUAUACCAAAAGAUGCUCAGGAAGUAUUUCAACAUUUAAUGAAUACAAAUGGUACUGAUGCAGUGGAUGGAAUAAAUAACAAUAUAUUAUUUCAACAUGAUUAUGAAUUACAAAAAGAUAAAUGUUCAAUUAAUCAACACCAAAAUGUUUCUGUGGAAAAAUUGGUUGAUAAACAGAAUCUAUCAUUAAACAGAUAUGACACUAAUGAUGAAUAUAUUGAAGUAUCUCACAAACAUCACUGUGAAGACAAAAUUAACGAAGACAUAAAAAAUUAUGAAAAUACUUUAAAUAACCAAUUUAAUGCUUUAUUGGUUUCUAAUACUACCACUAAUACAACUGUUACAAAUAAUAAUUCUGUCAAUAAUUUAACACUGUCGAAUUCACCGAAGUUAAUACAACAAACAAAAUCUAAUGAAGCAUUUAAUAAUUUACAGAAUCAAUACAAUCCUGUAGAUGCAAAAACUCACUUGAUAAUUGAGCAUAAUGAUAAUGAUGACGAGAAUAAUGAUGAAACUAUUGAAGAAAAGCGUAAUUCACGUCAAAAUCGUGUGAAAUUUGCAUCAGAAGCUGAAUUUUUCUCACCUUCAUAUUGUAGUGAACAAGCAACUUCAAUAAGCAGUUUCACUGAUUUAUCUCAUCUAUCUAACUUUUCUACUAUUACUACUACUACUACUGCUACCACAACAAUAACAACAACAACUGCCAAUAUUAGUCCUAGUAUAACUGAUCCUACUGAGUUUGAUCUAUACAAUUCACCUGAAACAAUGACUACAAUUUUAAAUAAGUCAUCUUUACAAACUUCCAAUUUAAACAAUGACUUCGAUAAUAUUAAUAAUUCUAAGGAAUUUUUAGAUUUAGAAACGAAGGGGAAUAAAAAUAAAGAACAAGAAACAUUAUAUAAUAGAUGAUAAUUUAUUUUGAUUAGAAACAUUAUUAUUAUAGUAGACAAAAAGUAUGAUCAAUGCCAAGUUAUUUAUUUAAUUAAUUGGAUUUUUCAAGGUUAUUAUUACUUGAGACCAAUAUUUACAUUGAAAAAUAUAUGGAUAUUUUAAAAUGUUGUCUUAAAUCUAAACAAGUAUACAGGCAUAUUCAUUAAAAGUUAUUAACUAAUUAUCAUCAUCAUCAUCAUAUAUUCAUUUUGUCAAAAUAGGUUCACAUCAUUGAAUCAUUGAGUACAAGUGACAAACUAGUAGUAAUGAAUAUACCUUUUAGUUGAAUAAUCAUCAUCAAUGGCAGGUGCACAUGGGCUCCAAUAUCCUUAAGGAACAAAUAGCGUAUGAACCAAUCAUUGGUUACCGGCUCUCAUGGGACUGCAUCUCCUUACGAU